AUGUAUGGACUAGCGGACAAGGUCUUGAUGUCACCAGAAAAUCUGAUGAUCCCGGCGGAGUACGAAAGCCUGCUUUCCUCUGGCGAUGAUCAUUAUAGAAUUCCAAUGUUCGGAGGGGAGGAUUUGGGAAGUGGGUUUCAAUGUUCGGCGAUUUCAGAAGUGGCUUCAAUGACACCUGAAGUUCAAAGAGGUCCUCAUCGUGAUGAAGACGAUGAUGCUUCUAGUGUGAUCAAGGCCAAAAUCGCCUCUCAUCCUUCAUAUCCGAAAUUACUUGAUGCCUACAUCGAUUGCCAGAAGGUGGGUGCGCCACCGGAGAUAGCUUGUCUCCUCGAUGAAAUUCGUCGAGAAAACGACGUUUGGAACCGAGAGUCUGUCUCCAUGGGCUUCGGAGCCGAUCCCGAGCUCGACGAGUUCAUGGAAACAUAUUGUGAUGUACUGGUGAAGUACAAAUCCGAUCUCUCAAGGCCCUUUGAUGAAGCAACCACGUUCUUGAACAAGAUUGAAAUGCAACUCGGCAAUCUCUGCAAAGCGUAG
This is a messenger RNA of Ilex paraguariensis (yerba mate), 534 nucleotides long. The record is from the annotation of a GenBank genome assembly. Lineage: Eukaryota; Viridiplantae; Streptophyta; Magnoliopsida; Aquifoliales; Aquifoliaceae.